AUGAAGGUUUCAGUUAGAGGAUCCAGUUGCACAACAUCCUCAGGGAGACUGAUUGUGGACAACUUUGGAUUAUCAUUUAAUGAAGAGGCCAAGUUGGACACAGGAUGCAACUUCGACAGCGAGUGCGACGCGGCCGACCAGUACAGCUACUGUGGCCCCGAAAACAGAUGCGUCUGCAAGGAUGGCUACAUCAUGGAAGAAUAUCCCAAUGUGGGAUUCAGCUGUGUCACCAAGAAUCCAAGCCAGGGUCCAGGGCAGGUCGAUCCUGCCAUGAUCGGCGUCCUCGUUGGUUUGGCGCUCAUGUUCGUUAUCAUCUGUGUCGUCCUUCGCCUCUUCUCCAAAGCCCGCUUCCGAGAGAACCGAUCGAUCUUCAACACCCCCAACCCCCGCCUGAUGAACGCCUCGCUGUUCAAAGACAGUAAGUUGCUGAGUCCUGCCCGUGGAGAACGGCGGGGGUCUCGGGCCAGCGUGCGUGCCCCUUCCCGGGCCGCCUCAGUCACUUCAGUCAACGCUGCUACUCGGUCUCCCAAUGGCUCUCUGGCCAAAGGACGACGCGGCAGUGCCAUGUCAGCCGUGUCAGCCACGGGCUCAGCAGCGGGAGGCGCGCCGCCGAAGACCCCAAGUCCAGCGAAGGACUCCAAGAGCAAGUCGGAGACCACCGUAGCCAUCGAGAACGUCGACUAGAAAGACGGCAGCAGGACGAGUAUGAUUACCGAGGGCCAAGUCUGCUGCUGCUGCUUCUCCUCCUCCUCCUCCUCCUCCUCCUCCUCCUUCAUCUACAUCUUCACCAGAGACCUCAGGAACGCCAUCACCCUGGAGGCCGCCAC
Molecule: messenger RNA, 827 nt
Organism: Macrobrachium nipponense
Lineage: Eukaryota; Metazoa; Arthropoda; Malacostraca; Decapoda; Palaemonidae
Gene: jus
Exons: 5
Coding region: 1-684 (227 amino acids)
Source: RefSeq, a predicted model, not a curated record